This is a messenger RNA of Phoenix dactylifera (date palm), 1019 nucleotides long. RefSeq lists its product as uncharacterized. The record is from RefSeq and is a predicted model, not a curated record. NCBI's taxonomy places the organism in Eukaryota, Viridiplantae, Streptophyta, Magnoliopsida, Arecales, Arecaceae.
AAGAUCCACGUUGGCAAUCGUAUCGUUCCGCCACGGCCGCUCCGGAACUUUCCCGACCGAACUUUCCCGGGCCUUCCCCUCCCCGAGAUAUCUUCUCCCCCAUCUCUCUCUCUAUAAAACGCGCGGGAUGUGACCGCUUCAGAUCCUGACGACCAUCGGCGUUCGAGAACGGUUUCCUUCCACGUAACGGUUUCUCCGGCUAAUGGGAAAAGAGCAGUGUAGCGGCCGGCCGGGAUCUUGUUACGCCGUGCUGGGCGUCCGCCCGGACGCUUCCGCCGGCGAGAUUCGUAGUGCUUAUCGGAAACUCGCGAUGAAAUGGCAUCCGGAUAAAAGGGGAAGGGAGCCAUGGCUGGCGGAGGAGGCCAACCGGAGAUUCCAGCAGAUCCACGAGGCUUACCAAGUGUUGUCGGAUGAAAAGAGGAGAACAUUGUAUGAUGCAGGACUCUACGAUCCGGUCCAAGACAACGAAGACGAAGUCGAGGGAUUUCAUGAUUUCGUUCAAGAAAUGCUGAUGCUCAUGAGGAACGUGAGGAGAGAGGAGAAGGAACAUAGUUUGGAGGAGCUGCAGCAAAUGUUGGCCGAGAUGGCACGCGAUUUUGCCACCCCGCUAUCAUCGCCUCGUUGGUUCGACUCUCCUUUAAUUUAGAUAGAGAUCGAUGUGCAAGGUUUUUCAGACUUCAGUGUAAAGAUGAAUUCUUUGUACACAUAGGAGAGAGUUUAAGGAGACUUCUUUAAGCGUUGGUCUUAUGUGCUGUUAUUGUACGUUAAGUUGUUUGGAUUGCUUCAAUAUUUGUAUGGUUGCUUGAUUGGUGGCCUGGGGUGUAUUAAUUGCACGACCUCACCACUGAUUGAACUGCGACAAUCUCCGACAAAUUGAUUGCAAGUGUUCGAGGGCUAGGUCUAAGGUGGACUUUGUACACAUGUUGGACUUUUGAGUUUAAGCAUCAGACAUGUUAGCCUAAACUGUACUCUGGAUGAACAAUCCUAUCAUAGUCAACUACAAGCACAUUCCUAAUGGC